AUGCAGCGCUACCGCGGCCCAGCAAGCCAGCAAGCCAAAACUCCAUUAGGUGUGUACCAGACAAAAGCCCUGUGCCGCAAAGGUUCCCUCCGCAUGCGCCGCCGCAAUGUUCCUUCCGUUAAUGCCUUCCCUUCCAAUUAAAUCUGCAACUGUUAAUUACUGUUAAUUACCCCUCGCUCUGUCCCACCAACCCCCCUCUCUCUCCCGGUACGUCGAGACAAAACGGCAUGGGAGCUGUUGUGCUGCUUCAGUUGUGCGUCGUCUCUGCUCCGGUGAAGCCCUUUGUAGGGAAUUGAGUGGGAAGAGGGACUUGAUUCACAUGAUGGGGGUGACGUGGUGGAGACUGCACGGUACAUCAUGGAUAACUGGGGGAGGAAGUCACAGCCCAUGGCCACGUCUCCAGACGAACUCAUUAAAUGGUGUGUAAAAUACACUCUGAGAAUAAUUAGAUACAAAUCAUAUUUUUUACCUUGUUCAUUGGAUAUUAGACAACAAGGAGUAGCACCAUGAUAAAUACAGAAAAAUGACUUUUUUAUGACAAAUUAACACAAACAACAAAGGGUUUUUCCCUAUAUUAUUAUUUCAAAUGGUUAUUUUAUUGUGAAUCACUAUUAUAAUAGUUUAUGUUAAACCUCAAUACCACUGUAGGACUGUUACAGUUGUUCUUGCGAUGGAUAUGAUGUGAUGCGUUGAGUAAAAGGGGAGCUAAUUAAGAGUAUAUUUGUAGCCUUCGUGGUAGUCUCUGUUCUACAGUCCAUCCUCUCUGGCCUGCUUCUGUCACAUGGUGUUGUUGGGACUGGACAUUGAUCUGACCAGUUCCUCAUCACUGUCACUCUACAGACCACAGAAUCCUGCAGCAUCAGGCACAACAAUACGCCAGCAGCCAUGAUGCUCCUGUUCAGGUACAUUAGACUUUGGCUGAACAUUCUGUCCCUCCAAAUCAAGGCCACUAUUUACCUUAGGUCAUAAAUACUGUAAAAAAACAAAUGUAUAUGUGUUCUCAUUAGUGAGCAUCUCAACAUGUCUCACCACUCAGCAGUAUGAUGGCUGACAAAGACACCCAUUUUCCACCGGUACAGCCUCUGCCUCCACGUGCAAUUGGGGCUAUAUACGUUAGCUCGUCUGGGAAGGGAAUGUUAAUCUAUAAUUUGGAGUCAUAUUCUUCCCUAUAACAAUGCACUCUUCAGAGGGAAACAGCUCCCUCUCCUUCAGGCAGUGCAGUCUCUCCCGUGGAUUCACUGCAACAAAAUCUAAAUGAUGGACUGUCACCUCUCGUGUAGAAAUGCCACUGCAAAGAAUAAUGUGUCUGCCACUGGAUCAUGGUCUGCUGUAUGUUCCCAAUGCUGCUUUAUGGUUUAUGAGAUCAUGAGUACACGUACACACACACACACACACACACACACAUACACACACAAGCUUGCGCGCAUGCACACAAACACACACCACACACACACAAAUGCCUCAAGAUGAAACCAUUUCUUUAGAGGAAUAGAGUAAAAACAUGGGAUUAAUGACAGAAGUAGUGUUAUUUCUUUCACCCUUAGCCUUUAGAAUAAUGUAUGCAUGGCUUCAUGCACAUUAUAUUUAGAGGAAGUGGUAUCUAUAUAUGCCUGGUUGUCUGUGUGUACAGGACCUGUUGUGUGACCUGGUUUCAUGCAAUCUCCAACUUCUAAUUAGGGAGCUGCAGAGAAGGCUGCAAAGGGAGGAAAGAUUAGUUGCCAAUGGGUAUUUCAUAAGUGGCUUUCAGUGCCACAUUUGCAUUAUGUGCUUAGGGUCUGAAUAAAGAAUCAGGGUUCCUUUGCAGUAAAUUGAGGCUAGUAGCUAAAAACCAAAAGUACAUAAGAUAUGAAAUGAAAUAAGAGAGGAAAAAGCUGCAAAUUAUGUUAGUUAUCUUGAAAUGCUAUAUGACUACUUUACUGUAAAUCUCAUGUUCUUUGUUACUAAAUAAUUAGAUCAAGAUGCCAUUUUUUUUAAAUAAGAGGGUACAUCAUUUGAUGUCUUCACUAUUAUUCUACAAUGUAGAAAAUAGUAAAAAUAAAGAAAUACCCUUGAAUGAGUAGCUGUUCUAAAACCUUUGACCGGUAGUGUAUAUAAAUAUGUAAUAUUUGUAUUCUAGGUUUAUGUUAGUAUUGAUGGUAAAUGCUUUAACAGGCAAAAUGAGUUAAUGAUUGCUGCUGAUUCCGGGCUGCUUGUGCAGCCCAAUGCUGGAGCCCCAUGCUGUAUGUGUUCUGUAGGGUCAGUCAGUGUGCUGAUCUGUAGCGGAGGUCCUGUCCACUCAUUUGGCCAGUCUCCCCGACCACUGCGUGCGGCCGCCACAGCCAGGCCUGGUCAGCCAUCAACGCGCCACUUGGCCACCUGCCCAAUCAGAGUCUGAGAGGGCAACAUCCAGAGUGGACACACACACGGACACACACACACACACACACACACACAAACACACACUCAUACACACACACACACGGACACAGCAAGUGACAGUAGGCCUUGUUUACCCAGUCUCCCUCCCUCAGUUGUCUCCCAUCCUCUCCCUGUGGUCUGUCAUGCCGUGUGUCACUUUCCACAAAUGUCAGUCCCACAAUGGGACAGUGAUUAAUUUUGGUGUGUUCGGCAAAAUGUCUACAAGAUGUUUGUUUGGGUUAUCUUUUCCCACCCCCUAACCCAUCCCCUCUCACAUCUUUCUGAUUCGGAGUAGCCCGACCCACCCAUUCUCUUGUCAAAGCCUUUGGGAGAGGAGAGCAUCAUCAUCGAAGGACAAAGGCUACCUGAACUGACAGGGAUCUUCUUCUCUGACCGGAGCCACUUUUUGUCACGUUCUCUCCCCUGCCCUCGUGCUGUCCGAUUAGAGUGUGCUGGUGGUGUAUGAUGGGAGAAGUCUUGACCCAGCACCGGGGGGCUGUAACACUUCACUGUCAACGGGCCUUAUCACUCACCGCACUGGGAGGAAAUACAUCAUCAUGCUAGACAGGGAUUCCCCAGUUUAGGGUCCCUUCCCUGCCCUCUAUUACUCUGCAUUUAAUCUGCAUGCUCACUUGUUCAUCCCCACAGUAUCUCUGCCUGCCUCAACUCUAAAGCCAAACCCUCUGCAGUUUACAGUGGAUACAACAAGAACUCACAUGCUUUGAAGUUUCUUUUUAUAGAGACGGAAUAGUAAUGUAAUGUGUGUAUCUUUUCCUAUUGAUGCUGUUUGAAGGCGAGAGCGUGAGCACGCAUUGACAGGUGUGCAGGGAACUGUCAAAGCCACCGUUUCUGUCUGUGGGGAAAUAUAAUGAUUUAGCCCCUGAAUUAGACAGGAUCCUUUUCAGCUUUUUUAUGGUAAGAAAGAAAGUGAAACAAAAUGUGGCUAAUGCGUGCUAGCUUUCCCUCAGUGUGGUAUCAGGUAUGGUAAUUACCCUACCAUUAACAUUGGGAAUAGCUUGUGUAUUAAUGUGUUAAUUACUGUACAUGCUUGAGAGAGCCCGAAGGCAUUCUCCCAGAUUCUCUGUGCCAUGUGGAUGUAGGCCAAGCUUAAAAAAUACUUUAAGGACAUCAAUGAAAGAUAAUCUUUAUGUUUUAUUGGCCAGAACAAAAGAUUUCCAAUGGUAAUUUGAUGCACUUCUCUGCUUCUAAAGCGAGAGCCACUAAUCUGGGGGCUUUGAAAACGAGAUGAUAUUAAGUCAAAAGAGACAUGGAAACAAGGCUGUAGUGACACGGUGUUCUUUGUGUUCUGUUGUCUCUGGUGUGUUGCUUUGGCAGUGUGUUCUAAUCACAUGGUGGGUUAAGAUUCAGGGAUCCUCACUAAUACUCACCCAGAGAGGGGGCACCUCGGAGGGAUCUGUUCAGCUGGCUGAGAGGAGAGGAGAGCCACGGCCUGCCUGCCUCUGUACUGCCUGGGAUUGUAUCCUGCUCUAAGAGAGAUGACCUUUGCAAAUAUUGACAGAAAAUAAAUUUGGUUUCGAUUAGUUAGCUUUGGGAGACCUUUAUGGAUCAAUGCAGUUAGAUGCACAGUGUGUCGAUAUGCACUGGGCCUUUUCGUUGGAAGCAUUGAGUAGGAAAGAAACUGCAGGGAGUCAGGGUUAGGUGUAUCGAACAGGAUAUUUUGAAAGCAGUGGAAGUAACAGAGAUACAAUGUGUUCUUUCAAGUACAACAAGUUUGUACAGUUUAUAUUUUUCCAUGUUUUUAUCCCUCUAUAUAAUCACAUGCUAUUGAGAGAAAAUAAUUAGGUCUAUAAUUAAAUCUGUGGAACAAAUAUUCAAACAAAGUAUACGUACAAAGAGAAAAUCAUCUCACCCAAAAAAUAUAUCUCACUUUUCGUCUGUGAUGUACUGAGGUGUUAUGGUCUUCUCUCUGUGACAGUGUAGUACUUCAGUAUGAUCUGGUGGAUAACCCUCCUCCAGCCCCUGAUCCUGCUCCUCUCCUCAGCAGCUCACAUUAACCCAGCAGGGCUCUGCCUUUAUGACUCUCCUGCUCACACUUCAGUGAUGAGAGUAAACAAACGCUGGGCCAAAGGUCAGCUAAGCCCCCGUAAUAACAAAAGGCACAGGGGGAAAAAGUGGGAGGAAAGGAGAGUGGCCAGAGGCACUGCUCAGAUCACUGUCAGAACUUCAAGCAGGGGUGAUAUACGAGACAAUGACCGAAACCGGAAAUGAUUAUAAACAGAGGAGGGGAGAGAAAGGUCUGCUUUGUCUUCAUCUGUCAGUUGUGUUAUUUCAUCGGAUCAGAUACGACAUUGAAACAUGUAAAACCACACCUCAUGGAUAUUAAUCACAACGUCGACUUCCUUUCAACCCUAGAGGACAAAUGAGGUAAACAACAUGAAUGCAUAUUCCAAUGAGAGAAAAACGAAAUACAAGGAGAGAGAAAUACAGUAGAAAAUAGAAAAUCACAGCACUUGGUAUUUUGGUUGGGAGCUGCUCCCUACUGUAUGUUGAGGCAGGUGGUGGGGGGAAGUGUUUCCAAACCUGUUUGUUAUAGAUGGGCCUCGAUAGCUGCUCUGGCACAAACACACACUAGUGGGCUGCUGGAGGGGCGGCACAGUCUCAGACCAGUAGAGUAAUCAUUUUUGUCCUGCUGAUUUCCCAAAUAGAAAUGGACAUGUAUGAUAAAAAUGUCAUGGCCACUCCACACGUCAGCUUCCUAAUAGGAUUACAUGUCACUUCCUAAUGUCUCGCUCUGUUUGCACAAGCUCUGAAUGGACACAUUAUUGCUCACAGGAACUUUGCUGUAAUAUAUGGUGAGACAAGUAGCUCUUUAUGGCCUGUGAUUAUUUGGUUUGAAUGAAACCCUGUAAAUUCCCCCAGCUGUGCUUCCCCUGGAUAAAGAGUGAGUGGAGUGAAAGUGACAACAUGGUUUUGGUGUGGAAAUGUGCACUGCUGCUCUCAGAGUUAUAGUUAAUAUACCUGACAUGAAAAACAUGUCUAACUACUUACUACCACCUCCAGCACAAAGGAAAGUGCGGACUUGAGCUUGUGUCUGCAGCAAAGGGUAGGCAAAAGUACUGCACUGAGCAAACCUGUUUGCUAGAUCAACCUCCAGAUAUUACCACCACCAGAGAUACUAUACUAAUAGCUUAGCGUCUUUGCAGAUAUGAUGGUGAUGGGGUUAAAGUUAGUGGAGCAAUGGCAUAUUGUCCACAUGGGUGAUUUGGCUUGGCAUGCCUGAUGCUACAACUCUUCCAGCAUCAAUGUCUCCAACACAAACAGCCACAUUCAUUCUCUACUUUCACAACAUUACAACUACAAGAUAAACAUCCAGACAAUAGAUCCACAAAUAGACACACGUGUCUUGCAGUAGCAUCUCCACACCUGAAACACACACCAACGUCGAUGGGGAUUGUUAAUUGGGUAUGUGAUGAGAGAGGUGACAGUAUGUUACUUUAAAUACCCAUAAAGUAUCACUGUUUCAAUGUUGUGUACAUGUGGUUAUGUGUGUGUGUGUGUGUGUCUCAGAGAGAGAGAGAGAGAGAGAGAGAGAGAGAGAGCACACUCACUAGGUGUGCUGGGUCAGUCGGUCAGUCAGUGCCUGGUAGAGGCCCUCUCUGAUUGCUAGGCUACUGCCUCACACAAUAGAACCACUAAUCUUCUUAUUUAAAAUUCAGGUUCACCAUAUCUUAAUGAAGCCAUAAUAAACUGUUAAAUCCCUACAUCUCUGGCAGAUAGAGACAACCCUGGUAAUCAUAACAUCUGAGUGGGCACUCAGUGUUUACUGCAGAUUGGGUGCCUUUUUUAUUGCUUUAUUGGACUGAAUAAUACAGGUUUAUUUGGCUGUUUAUUCUGACCGGCUGCUGUCUUUUUUCAUUGCAGCCAUCAUGACAACAUUCUCUAUGCCUGCAGGUGUACUCCAAUGCUGACUGAUGGCUAAUUAGGAUUGAAAUAUAUAGAAAAGAAAGAAAAGAUAAUAAGAAACAGCAGGUCCCGAUAACAAUAGCAAAAGUCAGCACUCAAUUAUUUGUUUGUGUGUGUGUGGUUGCGUGCGUGCGUGCGUGCGUGGUUGCAUGCGAGCCCUGAGAUUUCUUAGAGUUGCACAGUAAUCAAGUGCACAAUUAGAAGAGAAAAAGGGAAAAUAUUGUGUAAGACUAGUUCUCGCAGAUUGUUGUAAAUGAAGUAGAAUAAUGCUGAUUAUGGUAACAUUAAGAGUGUGGAAGAACCUUGGCUUUGUUUUUAAUCACAGAAAACCAACAGACAGUCGUGAUUUAAGGCUUUGCACUAUGCAGAAAAGGCAGACAUGCUUGAGGUACAGUGAGGGGAAAAAAUAUUUGAUCCCCUGCUGAUUUUGUAUGUUUGCCCACUGACAAAGAAAUGAUCAGUCUAUAAUUUUAAUGGUAGGUUUAUUUGAACAGUGAGAGACAGAAUAACAACAAAAAAUACCAGAAAAACACAUGUCAAAAAUGUUAUAAAUUGAUUUGCAUUUUAAUGAGGGAGAUAAGUAUUUGACCCCCUCUCAAUCAGAAAGAUUUCUGGCUCCCAGGUGUCUUUAAUACAGGUAACGAGCUGAGAUUAGGAGCACACUCUUAAAGGGAGUGCUCCUAAUCUCAGUUUGUUACCUGUAUAAAAGACACCUGUCCACAGAAGCAAUCAAUCAAUCAGAUUCCAAACUCUCCACCAUGGCCAAGACCAAAGAGCUCUCCAAGGAUGUCAGGGACAAGAUUGUAGACCUACACAAGGCUGGAAUGGGCUACAAGACCAUCGCCAAGCAGCUUGGUGAGAAGGUGACAACAGUUGGUGCGAUUAUUCGCAAAUGGAAGAAACACAAAAUAACUGUCAAUCUCCCUUGGCCUGGGGCUCCAUGCAAGAUCUCACCUCGUGGAGUUGCAAUGAUCAUGAGAACGGUGAGGAAUCUGCCAAGAACUACACGGGAGGAUCUUGUCAAUGAUCUCAAGGCAGCUGGGACCAUAGUCACCAAGAAAACAAUUGGUAACACACUACGCCGUGAAGGACUGAAAUCCUGCAGCACCCGCAAGGUCGCCCUGCUCAAGAAAGCACAUAUACAUGCCCGUCUGAAGUUUGCCAAUGAACAUCUGAAUGAUUCAGAGGAGAACUGGGUGAAAGUGUUGUGGUCAGAUGAGACCAAAAUGGAGCUCUUUGGCAUCAACUCAACUCGCCGUGUUUGGAGGAGGAGGAAUGCUGCCUAUGACCCCAAGAACACCAUCCCCACCAUCAAACAUGGAGGUGGAAACAUUAUGCUUUGGGGGUGUUUUUCUGCUAAGGGGACAGGACAACUUCACCGCAUCAAAGGGACGAUGGACGGGGCCAUGUACUGUCAAAUCUUGGGUGAGAACCUCCUUCCCUCAGCCAGGGCAUUGAAAAUGGGUCGUGGAUGGGUAUUCCAGCAUGACAAUGACCCAAAACACACGGCCAAGGCAACAAAGGAGUGGCUCAAGAAGAAGCACAUUAAGGUCCUGGAGUGGCCUAGCUGGUCUCCAGACCUUAAUCCCAUAGAAAAUCUGUGGAAGGUGGCCAAACGUCAGCCUCAAAACCUUAAUUACUUGGAGAUCUGCAAAGAGGAGUGGGACAAAAUCCCUCCUGAGAUGUGUGCAAACCUGGUGGCCAACUACAAGAAACGUCUGACCUCUGUGAUUGCCAACAAGGGUUUUGGCACCAAGUACUAAGUCAUGUUUUGCAGAGGGGUCAAAUACUUUUUUCCCUCAUUAAAAUGCAAAUCAAUUGAUAACAUUUUUUACAUAUGUUUUUCUGGAUUUUUUUGUUGUUAUUAUGUCUCUCACUCUUCAAAUAAACCUACCAUUAAAAUUAUAGACUGAUCAUUUCUUUGUCAGUGGGCAAACGUACAAAAUCAGCAGGGGAUCAAGUACUUUUUUCCCUCACUAUAUAUUCCUCUGUUUAGCAUCCUUUCGGAGAAUAGAGGUUCCACCUCGCAGUUGAGCAUUUGUCAGUUUAUGGAUGUUGCUGUCAUGUAAGCCUCCCUGUACACACAGUGUGCAGCGCAGUGUGUAGAUAAAAUAAGGCAGGCCCGGGCUUUAGGCAAUAGGAACACAGCACGUACACAGGAGGUACCCAAUCCAUGCCCACAGGGGAUUACUCGCCCUGCACUAUGGCUAUAUGACAGACAUCCAGAGAAAGGUACCUAUAGAAAAUAAUUUUGGCUUUAGCGGCUCACUGCUCAGGAGACUGUACAAGAUGAUACUUGUGAGGCUGGCACUUAAGCUGCAUAAUUUGAGCUGUUGUAUUUUUUUUACUUUCAUUGAAAUCAGCCAGUCAGCCAUGGAGGAGUCAGUUUAAGAGUUUGUGUCUAGGUGUGGUUCUUGAUGAGUCCAUCAAACUCACCCUCUGGUAUAGAAGGAACACUAAACAAAUGACAAAUUAGUAUUCAGUUACCAUGGAGGUUCUGCCCUAUCAAAAAAAGAACAGUAUCAAAACGCCUUUGUGUCUGUGUCAUGUCUGGAGGUCUGGAUGUCCUCAUGUCUAACUGUGCCUGUCUCUCUCUCUGUCUGAUGUCUCUCAGGCCUCAGCAUCCGUGGUGCCCAGGAGGAGGACCCUCCCGACCCCCAGCUCAUGCGCCUGGACAACAUGCUGCUGGCGGAGGGCGUGUCAGGACCAGAGAAAGGGGGUGGAUCUGCCGCUGCCGCCGCUGCAGCCGCAGCCUCGGGCGGGGCCUCAGACAACUCCAUCGAACACUCAGACUACAGAGCCAAACUCACCCAGAUCAGACAGAUAUACCACACAGAGCUGGAGAAAUACGAACAGGUUGGUGUGAGUCACACCUUUAACCAUCUUCACAUCACACCUUUAAGCUUCAUAGACUUAUUAUUAGAGUACAAAAAUAGGAACAAAAUAUUCACCUUGUAAUAUUGGAAACUUACAUAUUUUGUGGUUCGUUAACUAAGUCUCAGGAGUAGUGUAGUCUAAGUCUAAGUUAACUAAGUUAACUAAGUCUCGGGAGUAGUGUAGUGAAAGUCUAAGUUAACUAAGUCUCGGGAGUAGUGUAGUCUAAGUCUACGUUAACUAAGUCUGGGAAGUAGUGUAGUCUAAGUAGUGUAGUCGUCUCACUAAAAUUAGAAUAUGAUCAACUCAUUCAGGUGCCAUGUUGAGCUUCAGCAAUAAAACAGACACAUUAUAGGAGAAAAUGAAAGGUGGAACACUGAUGCCUCAGCAAGGCAGCGAGGUGAAUUAGACUAAUGUACUCCCGGCACUCUGAGAGGAGAGGAGUGAGGGAGAGGAGGAGAGGAGUGAGGGAGGGAGGGGAGGAGAGGAGUGAGGGAGGGGAGGAGAGGAGUGAGGGAGGAGAGAAGAGGAGUGAGGGAGGGAGAAGAGGAGGGAGGGGAGAAGAGGGCACACAACACUUUGCCUGGAGUGAAUGCAUCUUUCUUAGGGGUGUUUCCAGGUUUUAAUUAUCUAAAUGUAAAUACUUAACGAAUUUUACUCAGAGUAAUGAGCUAAAGUGUGCACUACGUAAAUGAGUUAUUCUAAUUAAUCAUGUAUGAACUACUGGUUUAACGAAAAGCUGUUUAAAUUCUCUCUGUGCUGGGCCGAAGCCAAAUUGCAAAUCGGCAUUUGCAUUUAUAGAUGACUUCACCAACUAAGUAAUUUAAGUGCUCAGCAGUUGUAUAAAUACUGGGCUGUGUUUUUCAAAGGCACGAUCAGUGAAUAUACUUUUAACUAAGGGAGAAGGCUCAUAAACACAUUCAGCUACUAAAAGAGUUGUUCCUAGCCAAAGGAUACUAGCCAUGAGGGCACUAACAGAGCUGGGUUGUGCUCUGUGAUUUCUCUGCAGGCGUGUAACGAGUUCACCACCCAUGUGAUGAACCUGCUGAGGGAGCAGUCCCGCACGCGACCCAUCUCUCCCAAAGAGAUAGAACGCAUGGUGGGCAUCAUCCACCGCAAGUUCAGCUCCAUCCAGAUGCAGCUCAAACAGAGCACCUGUGAGGCCGUCAUGAUCCUGCGCUCCAGAUUCCUUGAUGCCAGGUCAGUGUGUAUAUAUGAUGUGCCUGUGUGUUACUGUGUGUGUCUCUGUGUUCCCAAUCUUUUGUUAGACCGUGACCCACAAAACCAAUGUUUCUAUCCUGGGGCAUACCGUAGGAAGGCACUCAGAGACAGAACUAUAUGGAGACAUGAUCGUAAUAACAACACUUCCUAGAAAAUUAACUUCCUAUCUGCGAAAAACUAAUCCACAACAUACAGCACCAAACAGUACACUGCAAAUAUUCAUAGAUAAUCUUGCCAUAAAGCACUCGUAUUAUGUAUUAUAGCCAUCUUCUCAAGAUAAUCAUCUGCUAGCACCUGAAAGCAGUUUAGAUUAAAUGAAGUGGGAACAAAGUUAAAUGUAAUCAGCAGGUGUUAUGGAUUACUGUAAUCACAAACAUUUUGUGGAGUGGAACUCUUCGGAGAUUGGGAGGAAGCAGAAACCAAGAAGAACCACAUUUGCUGCCCAUUGCUUGUGUGAAUUGCGGUAAACAAGGCAAAAUAAGCAGCAAAUGCUCAAUAACAUGAUAAGUAGUUCCCUGGGGGGAAGAAGUGGACCAAGAUCUAGUUAGAGUUGGUUUGUUCCCAAUGGAGUUCCCUGUUGUGGAGUGGAGCUCUGAGGAGAGUGGGAGGAAGCAGAAACCAAGCAGAUGCACAUUUGCUGCCCAUUGCUUGUGUGAAGUGUAGUAAACAAGGUAAAAUAAGCAGCAAAUGCUCAAUAACAUGAUAAGUAGUGCCCUGGGGGGGUAAAGGGGACCCAGAUCUAGUUAGAGUUGGUUUGUUCCCACUGGAGUUCCCUGGGGCCGUGGCAUUUCAGGAACAAUGCUCAGCUGGGCAUGUCUUGAUUUCUAUAAUGUACCGAGAUGCAACUGGGCAGCUGGGCCUAGCGCUCCAUCACCAAGCCUGCCCAUCCGCUGUGCUAAACACUACACAUUACACGCUUGGCCUGGAGAUCAGAGACCAACAGACCAAAUUAAGCAAUGUAUGUGUUUGUGUGUGUGUUGUGUGUGUUUGUGGGUUAAGCGGUUGGCGGAUGGCUUGGUGUGUGUUGAUGGUGCUGAAAGGAGGACACAAUAUUCCGCUCCCCCAUUCCUUAUUAUUUUCACCAUUUAUGUGUGAGAUUGAUUGUGCUAUUUGUCCGAUCCAAAUGGAUGAGUUAAUGCUGGUUUCGUUAAUGAGCUUGCUUGGCCUUUCUCUCAUUUUGUUCACUAUUAAGGCGGAAAAGGAGAAACUUCAGCAAGCAGGCGACGGAAAUCUUGAACGAGUAUUUCUACUCGCACCUCAGCAACCCAUAUCCCAGUGAAGAAGCCAAAGAGGAGUUGGCCAAAAAGUGCAGCAUUACAGUAUCCCAGGUGGGUGCAGCUUCCUUAUCUCAGACGCAGUGGCUGGUGGGUAUUCAGGGGAGAAAAGGCAGUAGACGAGGCCCCUGGCUGCAACUCAAGACCAGCCUGGAAGGACGGCUAGGCCAAACUAUCAGAGCACAAUGUCCUUAUCUUACCUUGACAUUGAGCCUAAUGACACCUUAGCUAUGGCAGGUUCAGCCUAUCACAGCAGUGGCCACGGGGAGGGGAGGUCAGUUUCCUAAUAUUGACCUCAAUCAGAGGCCUACAGUGGGUAAGCCCUCCAUAGAUGUCCACUCUGGGCCUGUUAGCCUCCAUAGAUGUCCACUCUGGGCCUGUUAGUCCUCCAUAGAUGUCCACUCUGGGCCUGUUAGUCCUCCAUAGAUGUCCACUCUGGGCCUGUUAGUCCUCCAUAGAUGUCCAAUCUGGGCCUGUUAGUCCUCCAUAGAUGUCCACUCUGGACCAGUUAGUCCUCCAUAGAUGUCCACUCUGGGCCUGUUAGUCCUCCAUAGAUGUCCACUCUGGGCCUGUUAGUCCUCCAUAGAUGUCCACUCUGGGCCUGUUAGUCCUCCAUAGAUGUCCACUCUGGGCCUGUUAGUCCUCCAUAGAUGUCCACUCUGGACCAGUUAGUCCGCCAUAGAUGUCCAAUCUGGACCUGUUAGUCCUCCAUAGAUGUCCACUCCGGGCCAGUUAGUCCUCCAUAGAUGUCCACUCUGGGUCCCCUGCCAUUUUCUUUGUCAUUCUCUCUGUCUGCUUGAUCAGUCCAGGUGGCUGGAUGUCUACCAGUAUAGUUUAUCCAGUUAAUCCAUGUGAUGUUUAAGGUACAUGUGAAGUCACAGUGCUCAGGCUUAGGCUUGUACAUGGCGACGACACUGCUUUACCCACUAAACAUUCUGUUUUUACAAACAAUUUAUGUGACUUUCCCACUUUACCUUUAGCCUAAUAGUUGGGUUAACCUGAAGGCAAUAUCAUUUCUCACACCCAACCCCCACACCCAAACCAAUUUAGCAUUCUUAUCAUCCUGCACUCUGUUCUGCUACUAUUGUUAAAAGUUGGAUCAUUUUGAUUUUUGUAUUCUAAUUCAGAUGUUAAUCCAUGGUUGUUCCAAUUUGAGAAUUACCUAUACAAUAAAAACUGAUUUGCAAUGUUCUCUCUUGUCUGUGGGGAGGGGGUGUGGAGGGGUAUAUUGAGUGUAGUCAUGCAGAGUCAGAUACUGUAAAAGCCCAUUCUUUUUUGCCUUCAGGGGGUGGGAAGCACCAUCACAGUAUCACAGGUAUGUCAUGACUUCUCCUGAUCCACUGUUGUUGUUUUCAUUCUUUUGUAUCUUUUCUUGGUUUCUGUAUGUGCACCUUCACAGUCUACCACUGCACACAGAUCCCCUCCCUCACACAAAUGGACUGAUAUCCUGGCAUUCAAAAUCAAUCUGAUGCUAUUUUAAUGUAGGCGUACCAUGCUUACAGCUUUACUGUAAGUUUGGCACCAAGCAAGUUCCACUGUGAUACAUAGAACCUGUGUUAUUUUGCUGUUGAAUCUCACUCGAUAUUGGGUGAGCAAAUCAUACGCUAAGACUAGGUAUCAUACAACAUUUUCAUAGUAUUUUCAGCUCACUUUUGAUCAUUAUUUGUGAUUGUUAAAUACAAUUUAAAGACAACAACCAUACCACCACAUUAUAUGUUGGUUUUGAUGUCUCGUCAUAUCAUUUUACUUUUUUGUUAUUUCUAUAACACAAAUAAUUUGUUUUCUACAUAGUAUGCAUUUUUUGUUAGUUAUAGAUCGUCUGCUAGUUAUGCCCUUCUUGGUUUUAGAACAUGCAGUGUAUGUCUAACGUUCUGCUUUCUGCCAGUGUGGUUCAUGUUAGUUGAAGGAGCGGGAAUUGACCCUCACAAGUGGAACAAUUCUCUGUUCUGAGUGCUUCACUAAACAGGGCACUGUAGGAGUUCCCAGGAGGACAAAUCAGUCCAGAAAUAAGAGGCCUUUUAAGAAUUCACUUGAACUCAUCUCAAGCCCCAUUAGCAGGGUUCUCCUUGACAAGCCUUGUCCACUGCAGACACUCCUAUUGACUACUUUUUAGUGCUUUGGCUCAGUCUUAGUGAGUUAGACUAUGUCAAGUCCUCUCUGAGUUUGUUGUCUUACCCAAGCAAAGGAGAGCCUGGUGAAGUCAGAAGAGUUACUCCAGAGAAUGAGCAGUAAUGGCAUGUUUGGGUAUUUCCAGAUACUCUCAAACUCAAUGGUGAGCUUUGUUCAUUGAGGAAGGCAUUAUGUACAGUAUUACAGUACCUUUGUGUACUUCAUUAUAUAACUUACUUUCAUAUACACUACAGUGACUGUAGGACAACUAUGUGAAUCAAUAAGCAUUAGAUAUCAGUCUGAUGGUUAUCACAGAUGUCUAGGUGGAAUGUACUGCUUUGAUUUAUGGAUUGACUAAGUAGGUUUAGGUGGACAUUAUACAAUGCCAAUAUUGUUCUCUGACUAGAGGGAACUGAGUGUGUGUUUCAUUGCAUGAACAUAUACUGAACAAAAAUGUAAACGCAACAUGUAAAGUGUUGGUCCCAUGUUUCAUGAGCUGUAAUAAUAGAUCCCAGAAAUGUUCCAUACGAACAAAAAGCUUAUUGCUCUAAAAUUUUGUGCACAAAUGUGUUUACAUCCCUGUUAGGGAACAUUUCUCCUUUGUCAAGAUAAUCCAUCCACCUGACAGGUGUGGCAUAUCAAGAAGCUGAUUAAACAGCAUGAUAAUUACACAGGUGCAUCUUGUGCUGGGGACAAUAAAAGGACACUCUAAAAUGUGCAGUCUUGUCACACAAUACAAUGCCACAGAUUUCUCAAGUUUUGAGGGAGCUUGCAAUUGGCAUGCUGACUGCAGGAAUGUCUAUCAGAGCUGUUGCCAGAGAAUUGAAUGUUCAUUUCUCUACCAUAAGCCGCCUCCAACGUAGUUUUAGAGAAUUUGACAGUACGUCCAACUGGCCUCACAACUGCAGACCACGUGUAUGUUGUCAUGUGGGCGAACGGUUUGCUGAUGUCAACGUUGUGAACAGAUUGCCACAUGGUGGCAGUGGGGUUAUGGUAUGGGCAGGCAUAAGAUACGGACAACGAACCCAAUUGCAUUUUAUCGAUGGCAAUUUGAAUGCACAAAAAACUGUGAUGAGAUCCUGAGGCCCAUUGUGAGGCCCAUUUUAUUUAUUUUUAUCUGUGACCAACAGAUAUAUAUAUUUAUUCCCAGUCGUGAAUUCAUAGAUUAGGGCCUAAUGAAUUUAUUUCAAUUGACUGAUUUCCUCAUAUGAACUAUAACUUAGUAAAAUCAAUGAAAUUGUUGCAUGUUCCGUUUAUAUUUUUGUUCAGUAUAAUUUGAGCCAGUUUGCUACAGCAGGAAAAUAAUCCUGCAGCAACAGGAAAUGUGAAUUAUAAUUCAUGGACAUUUUUUUGUAGGGGUUGAUAAAUCUUUUACAUUUACAUUUUAGUCAUUUAGCAGACGCUCUUAUCCAGAGCGACUUACAGUUAGUGAGUGCAUACAUUUUUUUUGUUUGUUUUUUUCAUACUGGCCCCCCGUGGGAAUCGAAUCCACAACCCUGGCGUUGCAAACGCCAUGCUCUACCAACUGAACUACAUCCCUGCCGGCCAUUCCCUCCCCUACCCUGGACAACGCUGGGCCAAUUGUGCGCCGCCCCAUGGGUCUCCCGGUCACGGCCGGCUACGACAGAGCCUGGAUUCGAACCAGGAUCUCUAGUGGCACAGCUAGCACUGCGAUGCAGUGCCUUAGACCACUGCGCCACUUUUCUUAGGGCAAAUCAAGUCUGACAUUUUAAAGUGAUAUUACAAACUUUAGAAGCAUUUUUAAACCUUGAAUACACUACAAGUUUGCGCCAAAAGAGUGUUAAAGUUAAGAUCCUACAUUUGUAAUUGUGUUGUUCAAGAUGUUACCUCACUUCAAUUCAGGAUGCAGUCUUACAGUAUUAUUUCACUCUGUCAGUUUGCAUGUGUGACACUGGCCUCCUAAAUGAAGGCGUGGGAUUGGACGGCAGUGGUUUGUGUCAGUGUUUAUGGAUAUGUCAGGGGCCAUAAUUGUUAUAAUCUCCAGACAGUGCUGCUGAGAGGGGGCACUCUGCUACCAGGGCACAGACAGGGACAGGCAGCCCUCUAGACGGACAAAAGAGAGAGAGCUCAGAACACAGGGCCGACUCAGCACCACAAUCUGUGGUUACCCAUUUCAGAGCCCACGCUCUUCACACUUAUCAAUAUUUCAAGUCAUUAUAUAUUUAGGCGAGGCAUGCCUUGGGUUAAGGUGUUAAGUAUUCAUGUUCUCUGUUCUAUUAUUGAUAAUGUUAGCAGCAUGCCGGCUACUGAAACCACCUUUGUCUGUAUAAUUAAGACCCAUGUUUGAGGAUUCAUUAAAGAGUCUCCCCAAGAAGACCUUAUAAAUCCAGUUGUAUUGAGAUCUUGGAAAGAUCAUCUAUUCCCUUUCAAUGACAAGAGCAGUGUAUUGACCCGGAGUAGAAAUGUUAGUGAAUUAUUAACUACUGUUACAUGUCCUCUCUAGUGGGUCACUGAGAACAAACCCGGUGUCGUGUUCUUGCAAGCAGUCUGCAUGGCCAUUAUACAAUUGCUCCCUUUGAUGCAGCUGCUGAGGUCAGGUAAUUCAGUCUUUCAACUUGGCUCCCACUACACAGGGAAGUCAAUUUAAUGCACAGUCUGCCACAAGAUAAAAGGGAAUUAGUUCUGUGGAUUGGGUUGUGGUCCCUACCUUACGGUGCCAGCAUUUACACAAUGUUUAGCUCAACUGUGAAUCACCAAAGCCAGAGUUGAGUGGGCAGAAGAAAAAUGUGUGUAGACCAGGGGAAGUGGCCCCUUAAUACCCAGGAUAGAGGAUGCUAACACAGCUGAGGCUGUGCAAUCUAACACAGUACAGUGGUUAAAUACAGUCAUAACAACUGGUCCUGUAUAAUAUAAUAAUACUGUCCAGGUCAUCACAAACUGAUAUAUUCAUUAGAAUUUCCCCAUCGUAUGAUUCUCAAAAGCAAUUCUGUUUUUGAAUUGAUUGUAAUACUUUUCUAUGUCAAGCAUUCAUGUAACACAAUGUUGAAUACCGGUUAGUUUUUUAAAAUAUUUUUAUUUAUUAUUUUAAUUUAAACUAUUUUAUACUUUUAUCAUUUUUUAGCAGACGCUCUUAUCCAGAGCAACUUACAGUUAGUGCAUCCAUUUUUUAUUAUUUUUUAUAUAUAUAUAUUUUUUUCAUACUGGCCCCCCAUGGGAAUCAAACCCACAACCCUGGCGUUGCAAACGCCAUGCUCUACAAACAUCCCUGCCGGCCAUUCCCUCCCCUACCCUGGGCCAAUUGUGCGCCGCCACAUGGGUCUCCCGGUCGCGGCCGGCUACGACAGAGCCUGGAUUCUAACCAGGAUCUCUAGUGGCACAGCUAGCACUGCGAUGCAGUGCCUUAGACCACUGCGCCACUCGGGAGUUCACUAUUUCUAUCAAUAAUCAGAAGCAAAUAUGUCUGAGAACUACUGUUUCCAGUAGAACUAUAACCCCAGUAGAACUAUAGCCCCAGUAGAACUAUAGCCCCAGUAGAACUAUAGCCCCAGUAGAACUAUAGCCCCAGUAGAACAAUAACCCCAGUAGAACUAUAGCCCCAGUAGAACAAUAACCCCAGUAGAACUAUAGCCCCAGUAGAACAAUAACCCCAGUAGAACUAUAACCCCAGUAGAACUAUAGCCCCAGUAGAACUAUAGCCCCAGUAGAACUAUAGCCCCAGUAGAACAAUAACCCCAGUAGAACUAUAACCCCAGUAGAACUAUAGCCCCAGUAGAACUAUAGCCCCUGUAGAACUAUAGCCCCAGUAGAACUAUAACCCCAGUAGAACUAUAGCCCCAGUAGAACUAUAACCCCAGUAGAACUAUAACCCCAGUAGAACUAUAACCUCAGUAGAACUAUAGCCCCAGUAGAACUAUAGCAUAACCAAAACCAGUGAUAGUCACCAUGAUGAUUACCAUUAUAACCAUUUUCAAAGGCCUCUCAUAUAUUGCUAAUCCAAGCUUAGUGUCAUUAUCAUUGUGUUUAUUAUGCACUAUAAUGCCAUGUAGAUGGGAUGCAUAAACAUGUCUGGCUGUGGUGCGGCUAGGUAGUUUUCAUUAUGUUGUGGCCCUUGUGUUAAAAUAGCACUGCUGAUAAGUGACUUCUUUAUGAUGCGCUGUGAGGCCCAUAGAUGCCAUUGAAGCAGACAGGUACGGCCUCGGUCCUCCAUGUGAUUUCAUAAAGAAUCGAUUAAAGGUACCUACAGCUAUUACCCAGCAGCACACACACACUCACACAGAUAGACAGGCAGCUCAGCUCAGCCGUUACUAUUAGAUGAAACAGGCCAGAGGCUUUAGAGAGCUGUCUGGAGGCUUCUUUUUACCUAUGCUUUGUUUUCUCUCUCUUAAAUGUUAGCCCAAGUACUGUAACGCAGAAUCAUUACUGGUAUUAAAUGCAUUAUAGUUCUACAUUUUCUGAAAUAUAACAAUGCCAUUGCAUUUGUCUUAAAGUGAUUUCUCGAAGCAUGGUAAUGUGUUUUUAUUUCCUGUAAAAUAUAUACAGGAAUAUAUAUACACUACAUAUACACUACCAGUCAAAAGUUUGGACACACCUACUCAUUCAAGGUAUUUAUUUAUUUGUACUAUUCUUUACAUGAAAAAAUAAAAUAAAAUAAUUAACUGUAAGUCGCUCUAUAUAAGAGCGUCUGCUAAAAGACGUACAUGUAAAUGUAAAACAUCAAAACUAUGAAAUAACACAUAUGGAAUCAUGUAGUAAACAAAAAAGUGUUAAACAAAUCAAAAUAUAUUUUAUAUUUGAGAUUCUUCAAAUAGCCACCAUUUGCCUUGAUGACAGCUUUGCACACUCUUGGCAUUCUCUCAACCAGCUUCACCUGGAAUGCUUUUCCAACAGUCUUGAAGGAGUUCCCACAUAUGCUGAGCACUUGUUGGCUGCUUUUCCUUCACUCUGUUGUCCGAAUCAUCCCAAACCAUCUCAAUUGGGUUGAGGUCGGGGGAUUGUGGAGGCCAGGUUAUCUGAUCCAGCACUCCAUAGCCCUUACACAGCCUGGACGUGUGUUGGGUCAUUGUCCUUUUGAAAACAAAUGAUAGUCCCUCUAAGCCCAAAUCAGACGGGAUGGCGUAUCGCUGCAGAAUGCUGUGGUAGCCAUGCUGGUUAAGUGUGCCUUGAAAUCACUGACAGUGUCACCAGCAAAGCACCCCCACCUCCAUGCUUUACGGUGGGAAAUACACAUGCUGAGAUCAUCCGUUCACCCACACUCUGAAGCAUUUAUUUGGGCUGCAAUUUCUGAGGCUGGUAACUCUAAUGAACUUAUCCUCUGCAGCAGAGGUAACUCUGGGUCACCAUUCCUGUGAUGGUCUUCAUUAGAGCCAGUUUCAUCAUAGCGCUUGAUGGUUCUUGAACUUUUCCGUAUUGACUGACCUUCAUGUCUUAAAGUAAUUGUGGACUGUCGUUUCUCUUUGCUUAUUUGAGCUGUUCUUGCCGUAAUAUGGACUUGGUCUUUUACCAAAUAGGGCUAUCUUCUGUAUACCCCCCUACCUUGUCACAACAAUGCUCAAACGCAUUAAGAAGGAAAGAAAUUCCACAAAUUAACUUUUAAGAAGGCACACCUGUUAAUUGAAAUGCAUUCCAGGUGACUACCUCAUGAAGCUGGUUGAGAGAAUGCCAAGAGUGUGCAAAGCUGUCAUCAAGGCAAAGGGUGGUUAUUUGAAGAAUCUCUCUCUCUAUAAAAUAUAUUUUGAUUUGUUUAACACUUUUUUGGUUACUACAUGAUUCCAUAUGAGUUAUUUCAUAAUUUUGAUGUCUUCACUAUGAUUCUACAAUGUAGAAAAUAGUAAAAAUAAAGAAAAACCCUGGAAUGAGUAGGUGUGUCCAAACUUUUGACUGGUACUGUAUAUAUAUAUAUAUUAAUAUCCCAAUAAUGAUACCACUCAGAGAGAGGUUUUUAUGUUCUGCAGUGCUGUUGGUGAUCUGGCUCAAAGGGUGAGACUGCCUGCAUUCUCUCUGCCCUUAACAUCCACUGUAAGCAGGUUAAGUAAAAAGGAUGAUGGCUAUGGCUUUCAUUGCUUCCAAUUAAACCUUGCUUGUUAGUUUAACCUCUAGGUAAACACAUAAAACAAUUGAUGUCAAGGAAACCCUGCCAACAGUGGCUUCGCCUGAAUGGACAUUUAUUUUAAUUGCCUAGAUAUUAAAGAUUUAGAAGAACAGAGACAUGCAGGAUAAAAACGAUCUGAUGUCAUGCAAAUCUAGUCGGUUUGCGCAUGCUGCAGCAUUGGCGGGUUGCUAGAGAUAUUAAAAUGUAAGCGCAGGGGUGGAAAUUAAAUAAAGCUUCAUUAGGGGCAGCUGCUCUUUGGCUGGUCCGGCAGCAGGCUGCAGGAGCUGAAGGGAGCCAGAGCACGGCGACAGGCCUCUCUAAUUUAUAGGCCUAUUAAAACACAACCCUAAUCUCAUUAUUAUUCCACUAUUAUUGCUUCACACACUGGAAAUUAUAUUUAUUUUCUUUCUUUCUUUCUUUCUUUCUUUCUUUCUUUCUUUCUUUCUUUCUUUCUUUCUUUCUUUCUUUCUUUCUUUCUUUCUUUCUUUCUUUCUUUCUUUCUUUCUUUCUUUCUUUCUUUCUUUCUUUCUUUCUUUCUUUCUUUGUACCAGGAGGUUGGAAGGAUUUAUUUAUAUCACUCUAAUACUGUAGUAUUAGUCAUAGUGAUAUAAUAGAAAUAUAGACAUUUAGAAAUAUAGAAGCUGUACUUUCUACAGUUUUUAAUGUUAGCAUUUACUAUUAUUGUUAAAGUGGUAGCUAAGCUGUGAUGAUACAGUUUCAAUUGAAAGAGAUACAGCAAACAUUUUGCCCUGAGAUUGUAUUUCAUAUGGACGCAAAGGUUCCUCAUAAACGUUGUGUUAUAGGCCUCACUGUUACUCGUUGACCUCACCAUAGCACCACAAUGCCUGCGUCCUGUGUUAUGCAGCCUGGCUGACUGAAUGUGCAGUGGCCAGACAUGGGUUUGAUGAUCUGCACUGGUGACGAAGUAAUCAUCUUCAUUAAUAUUCAUCUGUGUAUCUGUUAAGCAAGUUCAACCACCAAUGCAGUAGCAAACAAGUCUACACAUAAAAUGGCAGAACUUAUUUCCUUAACAAUAGGCCUGGCAAUGUAAUACAAUCAGGAUCACUUUUUUUCAGUGUGUGUUGUGGGAGAGGAGCAGCCCCUGGUGUGUUGGUUUUGUCAAGAGACAAACAGAGAGCAUGUCAUGCUCCUUUCUAUGAUAACGCACAAGUGAUUCCUGAUUAUUGCUUAAUUAGCCUGCAUACCCAGUGGAUAUUACUGCAGGGGCUGGGAAUUGAGUACUUGAUGGACCCAAACGUGACAUCUUGAAACAAUCACACUGCUCAGUGCACAGUGCCUUGGCUGCUUGACAUCUGACACCUCGGCUCUCCCUCUGCUUUCUCCCCCAGGUAUCCAACUGGUUCGGCAACAAGAGAAUCCGGUACAAGAAGAACAUAGGCAAGUUCCAGGAAGAAGCUAACCUGUACGCUGCUAAGACUGCAGUAACAGCAGCGCAUGCAGUGGCCGCCGCAGUGCAGAACAGCCAGACCAACUCCCCUACCACACCCAACUCCGGUAGGCACCCCUGUGCAGGCCCUAACUCUGCCAUCCACCCCCAGCCCUCAGCCCCCAGCCCCCCCCCCCCCCCCCCCCAUGCUAAACCCCCACUCACGCAGCAUUCACGCAGGCAGGAGUGACAGGCACUGCUCCCAGCCUGGGGAUCACAGAGUCUCCUGUCUUUAAGCAGUCGAUGCCAAAUAAGACAAGCAAACUCAUGCAUAAAGAGUGAGUUCUUGGUUUGUGAACCGAGAACAGAUGUAUUUCUGGCAAAAAGACAAUUCAAAAUGAUGUCACUGAGGUUUUGUUUUCCCUUGACUUUUCCUCAAACCCCCCUCUAAUUUGUCAAACUGUAGCUCCACUGAAUGGUAGUGCAUUUUAUUCUAAGAGAGAUUGAAAAUAAUAGCUGGGAGCAGUUACAGUAGACUGUAUAUGUUACACCAAUGUGAAAUAACAACAACAAUGCACACAAUUGUUAAUGAAUAGGACUUACAAAUGACAAUAGAAAGACAUCCAACACAAUGUAUAGUCCAGGAGAAUGACUGUGAUUUUGGACUUGGCUGACGUGACAAGGGGAUGUGAUCUGGUAAGCGAUAGCUAUUUGAAGUGGUCCCCUUUUUCUUGCACCCAGGAUUCCAGAUGAAAGAUGAAGAAUUUCAGCUGGACUCUGCAGAGAGCAAAAACACUCUUUUAACCAACAUGUUUACUGGUACUGCUCUUUUCGUAAGCUUCUUAUUGUCCUUGUCAUUGGCAUAUGAUAUUCCCCACUAACAGUAGAUAGGGAGUAUGGGAUGUGGAACAAAUUGGGAGCUUAAAGUGAUCAGACACAUAUUGGAUCUCUGUUUGUGUCAUGUGAUUUUUAUUCAGUUUGUUUUGCCUCUUUUUCUGUGGACAAUCUGAAUACCCUCCUCAGAGUUAUGACAUGACCAUAAUCCUCUCCUCUAUCAUGUGUUUCCUUGCUUCCCUUCAUUUAUUUUGUAGUUGCUUGCUUUCUGGGAAUCUAGUAACUGAGUGUAGUAGUGGGUGUUGUGUAUGUAGGUACAGUAGAGUGUGUUUGCGUUUGUGUCUCUCUGUGCUCUUGUGUGUGUGUGUGUUUAGUUAGUGUGUACUCUUUCCUCGUAGCCCUCUAUAUAGUUAUUCAGCUACUUACAUCUUCCCUUUCCAGGUUCUUCAGGUUCUUUUAACCUCCCAAACUCUGGGGACAUGUUCUUGAGCAUGCAGUCUCUGAAUGGGGAUUCUUACCAAGGGGCACAAGUUGGAGCCAAUGUGCAGUCACAGGUAGGAGCCACAAACAGGGACAGGUCUUGUGUGCAAAUGCACAGAGCCGUCCCAGUUUUGCCUGUGUGCUGAGCCAUCCACAGUGCAGUCUUGAAGUACAGUAACUAAGACAUGCUUCCCACAUUGGGUCAGCUCAGAUUCCCACAGUGUCACGGUCUCUACUGUAAAAGUGACACUGUGGGCUCCAUGUUCUAUUUUGAGAACACUGAAAGUGUUUGCUGACUGUAAUUCGCUUUGAAUGGAAUAUUCUGGCCUACCUAAAAAUAUCCCACCCCAUUGCAAUCAAUAAGUAUUUAUCCAGAAAAUGUAUUUAUUUAAUCUCUGUAACAGACUUGAUUGAAGUUUCCGAUUUUGUGAAUGCAUUUGGCUUUGACUUGAGCUCUUGGGUUGGUGUUGGGUUUUAUGGUAUUGUAUUCUCCCUACAGUCCUGUCUUGUAUCCUUUCCUGUCUUUGUCUCAUUUUGGUUGUGUUGCAUUUUGUUGUUGUUGUCAUCCGUUAUGUUAUUUCUUCAGGUUCAGAGACAGACAUAGAGAAACAUUGCCAGAAGAUACUGACCCAACCGUUACACUUGUUUACACUGAACUGCACUGGGGUCAGAACGCAAUCAUGGUUACAUUAAGACACCAUGGAGCCGGCGUGAGAUAUGGGUCGGAAAACAUACUUCAAUGCAGGGAUGGGAUAUGCCACUGUACUAAAAAUGUUACCUUCAUCCACACUGCUCCAUCGAGAAGUUUGGAAUACUACCAGUUUUCCCGGAAACCUGCCCUCAUGCUAGCUAGCAUUAGCCACAUCAGCCAUUAUGGAAUGGCACGUCACGUUGAACAACAAAGGAGCUGAUUGGCUGACACUGCCAUUCCAAAAUGGCUGUCGUGGCUACUGCUAGCCAACAUUGAGGAUGAAAAUGGCAGUUUUCCUUGAGUGGUGUGGAUGAAGGUACAAUUUGGAGUACAGUGGCAUAUCCAAUCCCUGCAUUGAGGUACGUUUUCCUACCAGUAUCUCGCGCCGGCUCCAUGCUGUCUUAAUGUAACCAUGAUUGCUUUCCGACCCCAAUGCAGCUCAGUGUAAACAAGCGUAACGGUAUGGUCAGUAUCUUCUGGCUAAGAGAAACAUAUCCAUAAACAUGUCAGAUGGCCCAAUUAGAACUAGAGACUAAUGGUUUUGGACAUAGCUGCAGAAAGUAGGGGUGCUGAGGGUGCUGCAGCACCCCCUGAAAAAAAUAAAAUUGUGAAGUAGGCCUUUAUUGCUUGAACCCCCCCCCCAUCGAUAGCACCCCCAACCCAUCUUCCCGCGGCCAUGGUUUCGGAAAAGGCACACACCAAUCAUAACACCAUGGAGAGAUUAGUCUGGUUAACGUGUUGUCUGUGUCUCAUAGUCCCUUUCCACAUGGAGUACGUUUUGUAUGUUUUGAAACAUGGCAUUGAGCAUGUGUGUUAAUGUAAACCCCCAUGCCACAGUGAGUUGACAGCCAUGCCCACCCUCUCUCUCCCAUCAGGUGGAUACCCUGCGCCAUGUUAUCAGUCAGACGGCAGGAUACAGUGAAGCUCUAGGGGGGAACACUAUGUACAGUCCACACGGCUUGAAUGUAAGUGUCUCUGCUUCCUCUUUCUGUAGGUACCAUUCUGGAGACAGUGGUUAUACCCUGAGCAGACCUUGUCCAAACUGGAUCCAUUCUACUGUAAACAUUAGUCACAGUAUGGUAGUAGUAAGCUUGGAUACAGUACACCUCGCCUUGCUGCCCACUGUGUGAUAGAAGUGAUAGCUUAGGCAAAUUAAUUGCACUCAUUUAUUAAAUUUCUUGACCCGUUAUACAUUUCCUUUUCUCAGAACAAAGUUUCGAAUAUAACUAAAAAAGGUUUUAUGGAAAUGUAGGCUGUCAGGGACAUAGUGAGAAUAGAUGGCUAAUCUGAGCUCAGUGAGCCAGGGAAGUGAGAAACUCCAUUCAGCACUGCCAUAGCAAAUGAUUGAGCUUCUUAAAGGAUGAAACGAACAUGUGACAUAGGAGAUUAGAGAUUGUAGAAAUGUUGGCACAUUUUCAAUGCAGGAGGAUAAAAGCAUAGUUUAAUAAAGCACACAUAGAUAGAUCAUAGUGCAGGUGGAAUAAAAAUACAUUUGAUUUAAAAUUCACCCGUUUUUGCUUUAAUAAACAUCUUGUAAUACCUUAUGUGACUGAAACCAAAAUGAAAUGAGUAGGCUUUAUUUGUGUUUCUAUGUUUAAUUUAGCUGUUUUGAAAUGCUUCAGAGACUUUGCCAUAUCCUUAUCAUCAUGAUAAAAUAUGAACGUGAGAUCGCCUGCAGCCUUUUCCAGACGUGAAUUCCAUCUUCCUUGAUGAGGCCUGAUACAGUGCUUUUUUGUAAUACAGUGCAUAAUCAGAAGCCAUCAGAGUAAAGAUUAAUUUAUUUGAUGAGAGAGAGCAAGAAAGAGAGAGGCAGAGGGAGAGAGAGGAAUGACUACUGACAUAUUUCCCUUAGCAAUAUCAGAGAGAAAAUAUUACUACUUGUUGUCUUCAUGUUGCCAUGGUUGGGACAGUAGUGAUGUGAAGGCUCAGUUAUAUUCAGCUUCCCAAAAUGGCAGCUAUUGUUAUUGAGAGGCAUUUGAAUAUAAUGAGCUUAUAUGUAAAUUCUGAAAGGAUCAUAUAAAAGUUAUACAUUUUGAACCUUUGUCAACCAUUUAGAUUAUAAUUGUUUUCUUCAUACUUGACAAUCACUCCAGUCCCAGUUCAUUGUAUAAAAGUUGGAUACAUAUUUGGAAGUAUAUUAAAUGAGCACACAGUUUUUUUGUGGUGUUUUCAAUGUAAGCAAGCACUCUCUUGCUAAAAGAUAACACAGGCCGUCAUUAGUGUUCUCAGACAGUGCUUGGUGUCAUUUUGGUUUUGUUGAGCACCCUUUAGCCUGCAGGCCUUUUUAGCAGAAGUGUCAACCUCUAGCAGGCUCAACUGAAGUGUUUCACACUCUCUCACAAGGUUUCUCACUUUCCUUCACUGUUUAAGCCAGAGCUCACUUAAUCACCACACGAGCAUACGCUCUGAAAUACAACAUUACUGGCAAGUCAACACAUCCAAUAAGGGCACCUGCGAAAAGAGGAAAAACUUCCAGGCAACAGAAAAACAUGCAUUGGAUAAUUCAUUUAAAGAGAUGGAGAGGCCUUCUCAUCCAGCAAUACUCUUAUUUCAAUGCAGUACCGUCAUUGUGACAAAGCAGACCAGAUUAAUAUUUAUUGACCUAUUCCAGGUGAUCUAAAUCAUCAAAAUACUAAUUCCACCAAUGAGCCACAUGUGCUAGAGCUCCCAGUGUACAGUAAUGCAGAUGAAUUGUUUUGAUAAUGAAGUGCAUCAUAGAUAAAUUAGCAUACGCUAACCUUUUGUUUUGUUGAUGGUGACGGAGGUGAUACAGCAAAGGCUAGUCCCUGCCGCGAGCCAAGCCAAGUCAGGCUGGCUCAGACUGGCUCUCUUGGAAAUGCCCUGCCUUGUCACUUCCACUUAGCGUUCCCCACCUCACCCAGCCCCAGCCUUCCCUCUUCCUGACUGACAGAAGAAUAUGUAGUGACAAGCUGCUGAAAUCUGAUUGGACUGAUUUCAGAGUUCGCUCCCAUUGGCUGAGACAUACGGCCAAUUUGUUUCUAGGAGUCUCAUUGCUGAUGCUAGUAUAACGCAGAGAAUGGCCAUUGGCUUGGCGGUUAUACUAUAUCAAAGGAGACUAGGGAUGGGAGAGAUAUCAAAUUAAUUAAAUGAAUUCUAAUGUAUCUUUUUGCGCGAUAUUCCAAAUACCUGUAUCGGAAUAAUACUUUUUUUGUAUUCUUUUCUUUUAUGAGCGUUUAUGUCCGCUUGUUCUCAUGUUGUAUUUUUGGUCUCGUGUCUUUCGCUCCUCUGUGCUGUGUGCACUUUCCCAUUUACACCAGAGAUGUGUAUUUAAUGACGAGAUGCUCAUGUAUCCUCCCUAACAAUGGGAGUCGUUGUGCCAAAGGCGGGAAGGCAGGUGACAAGCUUAGGUCCAAAAUAAGCCCAUAGAAACUCAUUGGCCUUAUUUUCGACAGAUUUUAGUGAGAGUGAAACCUCUCGCUUCGCCUCUUCCUCUCUGUUUACACACAAACACCAAGCACCUCCCCCUCCCACUCACAACAACAAAGAUGAGAGAUCACUUCUUCCUCUCUGACAAGCGGUUUCAACUCGCCAUUUGCAUUUGAGGUUUGGUCCAACAAAAUCAUUCAUACGGUCACCGAAACACAUUGAGACCUUAUUUUACUGUAAUAGCGGAGAAGUUAACCUCUCUAAUGAUACCCUUUUUAUGUCUCAACUCCUCAAAUUGCACGCAGAGCAGACACUACUAAAAUGGGAGUAUCAAUUAACAUGAUUGUGGAAAAUUAAUGCUCAGUUUGUCCCGCUAGCAGCAGUUACAGUUGAAGUCGGAAGUUUACAUACACUUAGGUCAACCUAAGGCUAAUUGACAUCAUUUUAGUCAAUUGGAGGUGUACCUGUGGAUGUAUUUCAGUGCCUCUUUGCUUGACAUCAUGGGAAAAUCAAAAUAAAUCAGCCAAGACCUCAGAAAAAAAUUGUAGACCUCCACAACUCUGGUUCAUCCUUGGGAGCAAUUUCCAAACGCCUGACGGUACCACGUUCAUCUGUACAACCAAUAGUACGCAAGUAUAAACACCAUGGGACCACACAGCCGUCAUAUCGCUCAGGAAGGACACACGUUCUGUCUCCUAGAGAUGAACGUACUUUGGUGCGAAAAGUGCAAAUCAAUCCCAGAACAACACUGAAGGACCUUGUGAAGAUGCUGGAGGAAACAGGUCAAAAGUAUCUAUAUCCACAGUAAAACGAGUCCUAUGUCGACAUAACCUGAAAGGCCGCUCAGCAAGGAAGAAGCCACUGCUCCAAAACCGCCAUAAAAAAGCCAGACUAAGGUUUGCAACUGCACAUGGGGACAAAGAUCGUACUUUUUGGAGAAAUGUCCUCUGGUUUGAUGAAACAAAAAUAGAACUGUUUGGCCAUAAUGACCAUCGUUAUGUUUGGAGGAAAAAGGGGAAAGCUUGCAAGCCGAAGAACACCAUCCCAACCGUGAAGCACGGGGUGGCAGCAUCAUGCUGUGGGGGUGCUUUGCUGCAGGAGGGACUGGUGCACUUCACAAAAUAGAUGACAUCAGUCAGGAAGUUAAAGCUUGGUCGCAAAUGGGUCUUCCAAAUGGACAAUGACCCCAAGCAUACUUCCAAAGUUGUGGCAAAAUGGCUUAAGGACAACAAAGUCAAGGUAUUGGAGUGGCCAUCACAAAGCCCUGACCUCAAUCCUAUAGAACAUUUGUGGGCAGAACUGAAAAAGUGUGUGUGAGCAAGGAGGCCUACAAACCUGACUCAGUUACACCAGCUCUGUCAGGAGGAAUGGGCCAAAAUUUACCCAACUUAUUGUGGGAAGCUUGUGGAAGGCUACCCGAAACGUUUGACCCAAGUUAAACAAUUUAAAGGCAAUGCUACCAAAUACUAAUUGAGUGUAUGUAAACUUCUGACCCACUGGGAAUGUGAUGAAAGAAAUCAAAGCUGAAAUAAAUAAUUCUCUCUACUAUUAUUCUGACAUUUCACAUUCUUAAAAUAAAGUGGUGAUCCUAACUGACCUAAGACAGGGAAUUUUUACGAGGAUUAAAUGUCAGGAAUUGUGAAAAACUGAGUUUAAAUGUAUUUGGCUAAGUUGUAUGUAAACUUCCGACUUCAGCUGUAUACUAGCUGUCUGGUCUGUGUUUUAUAAAUGUGCAAUAAGCAUAAAACACAAUUAUAUAAAGAAUUGGGAACUCGUUCUCAUUCUGAGAAAUAAUGUAGGCCAGUUGAUUUCAACAUCUGAACAAAGUGGACAGGCUAACAUGCUCUUCAAACAGUUGGAGAUGGACAGAAGGGUGUGUUCAUAACAAUUAAACUGUUCUGCCUCGUUAGCUAGUAAAUAGAUCCAAUUUUGCUCAACUUUAAAUGUAAAGAUUUUCUGGCUACUCACUAGAACGUAGGCUUGUGCUUGAGUGAUUGUUUACGAGACCUGUGUUCAUUUUGUACAAUGCCUGCUACAAGAAGUUAUUUAAAUCAAAAUCAAAUACAAUUGUAUUUGUCACAUGCGCCGAAUACAACUGGUGUAGACUUUACCGUGAAAUGCUUGCUUACGAGCCCUUCCAAAUGAUGCAGAGUUUUAAAAUAAUAAUAAUAAAUAAUAAAUAAUGUGUAACACGAGAAAGUGCAUUUUCAUAAACAGACUUGAAAGCCAGAUCAGUGAUUGUUACGAAACCCCUCCCAGGUUAAACUAUCUUGAUAAAAUAAUUACAUUAUUAGUGACUCUUUUGGUUUUGGAAGGCUUAUAUUUAGCCUAGGUAUAAUUUCACAAGCCCUGAAUUAAUUAGAUUAUUACUGACUUUUUAAAAUGCAGUGUAUUGACCUUUCAUUUUACAACAAAGCUUAUUUAGAGAAUUGCCCAUAUAUAUUGUGAAUUGCCCAUAAGUGUGAAAACAAAUAGCUAUGAUUUUUAGGCCAUAUCGCCCAGCCCUAAAGGAGACACCUAUUUGUAUUAAUUCAUUAGUACAUUAGCAUAUGUACACACACACAUUCUGUGUACACAAUGAGAAUGACUAUUUUACCUUAUAUUUUGGUGUAUAUCUGUAUUCUACUAAAUAUAUUUUAUUGUGCAGAGUCAUCUUAUUCUCCCUCACAUGAAAAUGUCUUUGGGGGAAUAAGAACUGGUCUUGAUUACAAAUAGAGGCUCCUUACAAAAGCAUUAGGUUGUUAACAUGGACUUCGUCGUUUGUAGUGAUAUUAUAUUACUAAGUAUUUCAUUGUGAUCCCUUCUCUUCUGCUUCCUUCCUAGGCUAAUGUGGGAUGGCACGAUACAACCACUCCAUCUGCUGUAAUCUCCCCAACAGAAGGACCUGGAAGUGUGCACUCUGAUACCUCAAAUUGAUCUCUGUUAUCGAUGCAUCUGAUCCCCAAGCUGUAAAGCCUGAACUUUCACUGACUGACCAACCAGAGAGGAUAAACAAAACUUUUUUUCAGAACUAAUUGUCUUCUGCAUCUACCAGAGUCCUCACCCCCCUCGCAAUGACUUUCUACAAUAUGGACACCUGAUGUUUUCUUGGUAGUUCAGUGAAAUCGUCACUCAAACUUCAUCAGUCUCAUGAUUAUAAUUCACCAUUGCUUUAGUUAUGUUUGUCAUUUGAAGGGGUAAGCACGUACUGUACAAAUCAAACAAGACCCAGAUCUUUAUUGUGUAACAUUCAUUUCAAUUGACAAUUGAUUUAAGAAAUAAUGUUUCCCAAGCUGAAAUUAUUCCCAGUGCUGAGUGUAUGACAUUAUGUGUUGUCAUAGGUAUUCUAAAACGUUUUGGUUUUGAAAUGCAAUAUAUAUAUAUAUAUUUCCUAUCUUUUUUCUUUUUUGAUCAGUCAAUUACCUUGACUCUUGGUCUCUUACCGUAUAUUGGCUAACAAUGUAGCGGUUCUAUCACUGAAUGCCAGGAGUGAUGUUUGUCUGUAAUGUUGUACAGCAACUAAAAAAGGCUCCCGUUGUAAACUCACUGGCAGCUUGGGAGAGUUACUUUCAAUAUUAGUUAUGCCUUACAACCACCAGUUUGAAAUCCAUUAGCAGUCAUUGACAGUAGAAGUUCAUUGACAAUGGUAAUGGGAUAACUCUGUAUUUUACAAACUUGGGACAUAUUUCACAGUUAUCAACAAAAAUAGCAUAAAAAGACUAGAGUGAUUGUCAAGCAUAGAAAAGCAUGAAAGUCAUGUGAUAUUUAAAUGUGUUUUUUUGACGAUGGGUUGAAAUAGUCAUGGGUCUAACCGUAAAUCCAACCAGUUAUAGCACUUCCUUUUGGCACGUGACAAGAUACCAGUCACACAAAAUGUGUUGUAUAUAAUAUAGCUUAAGAGUAUUUAUACAUCCCACCAAUCAAUACACAGAUUUAUUACCUCAUUCAAACUCAUAGAAACCAAUAGAUUUUCAACAUUUCUAUAGCUUAGAGUGCUCAUUUACUACCUCUAAACAAUAUCACUACCAUCGUUUUUGUCUUUUUAUUUAACAUUUUUAUUUAGUUAUUUUGAUUACAUCUUGUAAUAAACUCUUUGUUUUUGUUCAUGUAAUCUAAUGUAUAUUUUAAUCUUUUAAGAAAAUAAAGUUGCUUUGUUGCAACUAUAAAAACACAAAAACAAGAAAAUUGAUGAUGUUAACAAUAAUAUUAAUACUAAGAAUAGUGAAAACAUUCAAUUUAAAAGAAUAAGAGGGAGAGGUGCAAAAUUGUUGGUUGGUGGAUUUUGAGGGAGGGAUGGGAGAACGUUGGUCAUAAAUUAACACCAAACAGUAAAACUGUUGUAAAUACUGAAGAACAUUUUAAAUGUUUCUCAUCUUGUUACUAAUUCACGCAAAAAAACAUUAUAAAAACUGUAAUGCAUAGAGGUUUCAGUAUUCAGAACUCUACAUUUCAAGCUCUGUUUGACAGGGUUCAAUCUUUCUUUGUCUUUUUUUGUAUUGUAUGUGAUUCUGAAACAGAUAAAGUCAAGACAAAUUAUUUGUGGCAGUGAUUCUAAUGUAUUAAAAAUGUCUAGUGUUUCUUUCUAACCAGACUACACCCUGGACUGAAAAGUCUUUCUUGUGGUAGUUAUGUGUAAUUUCAAACAUGAAUAAACUUUUUGCUUUCAAG
Messenger RNA from Coregonus sp. 'balchen', 31274 nucleotides. The record is from the annotation of a GenBank genome assembly. Lineage: Eukaryota; Metazoa; Chordata; Actinopteri; Salmoniformes; Salmonidae.